AUGCUGAGAGGGCGCCGUUCCCACUACCGCGGGAUUGUCCGCAACGAGUCCUCCGCCAACGAAUGGUUGAAACAGAGGCUGAGUCAGCCACCUUGCAAAGAGAAAUGGUGGGAAGCAACAGAUCCUGUUCCCCCGGCUCCUCUUUUCCCCAGGUAUAUCGAGAAUCCAGCGCCUGUAAAGAGAUUUAGCCUAGCCGACUGGUCGGGUCAUAAUGCUUUCAUGGCCGGUAUACAGAAUUCUGCGUCCGGGUUCAUCAACGGUGCCCCUGUCUUCGGUGUGCUGACCGCACCUGCUCCUGUGCCGGCUCCUGAGCCUCAGCUACUCUCCCAGCCAAUCUACCAGCAGGUGUUACACCAGCCGGAAUGGGUGCCCGAGCCUCAGCUCCCCUCCCAGCCAAUCUACCAGCAGGUGUUCCACCAGCCGGAAUGGGUACCCGAGUCUCAGCCGCCUGAGCUUGCGUCAGUGGUUGUGUAUCCAGCCAACAAUGUCAACUUCAACACCCCUUGUGAACCAGCCGUCCCCGCGUUGGGCCAAGCCAUUGACAUAUACAACCACAACGCUACGCCUCUCUACGUCACGCCCCAAGAGCCAGCGCCGAUUGUACCAACACCCAUGGAGGUUGACAUCCCGGAGCAGGUGGAGACCCUCCCCGAAGCUAUGGAGGACGUUCAGGUGGAUGUUCAGAACACCACCGGCUUCAUGUCCGUGGAGCAAAUGGAAGACGAUCUCGUCGACCAUUUCGAAGCUCUAGCCAACGCCCAGGCCAGCGUCAGCGACAACACCAACGCUGGUCAGGCAGACAACGCACAGGACGACCAGCCGGGCUAUGAGAGCUUGGACGAUCGCAUGGGUGCCUCGCCAUUCAACGACUGCAAGAUCAGGGAGAAACAAACCCCUACUAAGUCUCAGUCGCAGCCCAUGCACAAGCCCAAGUCGGACAAGCCUCAUGCCUUGAGCUCCUCUGUACAGUCUUCUUCGACGACGCCAAGCAAAAGCCUUGGUGGUGGGCUGCAAGCAAGCAUGUACAAUGCCAACAACCUUGCUUCUGCGGCACAGACGCCAUCGUCCCAGGCUCUGUCAUCAACACUGCAGUCGAAGCCGCCAGUCAAGCAGUCACCAUUGACUAAGGCGCUCGCUCAGUUGUCAAACCCACAGAUGCCACUACCUCAGGCUCAGCAGACAAUCGCUCAGUCGUCUCCCGCCCCGCCAAUGUCUCAAUUCUCGGUCCCGCAGGUACAACUGCCCCAGGUCCCCGCCACUACGCCGAAGCCGAAGCAGACAGUCCAGCAGAUGCCGCUGCCCCAGGCUCUGCCCCAGACGCUUCAGCCUCAGCCGACAACCUCUCAGAUGGCCUGGCCCCAACCUGCGCCCCCGGUAUCAGAACCUCAGCAGACAAUGGUCCUGCCCCCCCUGAAGCCUCAGCAGACAACUCAGCAGAAGCCAUCGACCCAGGCUCUGCCCCAGAAGCCCAAGCCUCAGCCGACAACAUCGCAACUGACCGGGUCCGAGACUACGUCAUCCACGCCUAAGCCUAAGCAGACAACCUCGCAGGAGCCAUCGUCACAGGCACUGCCCCAGAUGCCACAGGUACAGAAGGCAAUGGCGUCGACAAGGCGGAUUGCCACGCCAAAAUCGCGAAAGGCAAUGAUCAACCAGGCUGAAAAGCCAUCUUCGACGACGGCGGCCCAAGCGCCUGCUCCGAAGCCUAAGGCUGCCGCUCGUCUGCCGGGAAAAUCCAAGCCGGCGAAUGCUACGUCGGUUCUUUACACCGAGCCCGGUCCCUCUGUGCCCAAGAAGGAUAAGGGCAAAGGUCGUGCAACUCAGCCCCCGGUACUCGUCGAUGAGGAAGAUGACUUUGAAGACAAGGUCUGUGAGUUUAUGGAUGGUGGCUUGAGUAAUGAACAAGCCUACAUCAUGGCAGAACACUACUUCAACCAGCGAAGAAUAAGCCGUCGUUGA
Molecule: messenger RNA, 1959 nt
Organism: Daldinia childiae
Lineage: Eukaryota; Fungi; Ascomycota; Sordariomycetes; Xylariales; Hypoxylaceae
Exons: 1
Coding region: 1-1959 (652 amino acids)
Source: RefSeq, a predicted model, not a curated record